AUGCUGGGACUCAGUUCCUGUGCUUUUGCUGCUGAUGAUAUGUCUCCUCCUCCAACUCGGAAGCAUGAUGUGUUCCUCAGCUUCCGAGGGGAGGACACACGUGACAACUUCAUCAGUCAUCUUUAUGCUGAACUAGGCAGGAAAAAGAUUGAAACAUUUAUGGAUCACAAACUCGCUAGAGGCCAAGAGAUUUCUCCAGCACUCUACAAAGCAAUUGAAGAAUCAAUGAUUUAUGUUGUCAUUUUGUCCAAGAACUAUGCUUCCUCCACUUGGUGUUUAGACGAACUCGCCAAAAUACUCGAAUGUAAAGAUAGAUACGGAAGGGAUGUGAUACCAAUCUUCUACGAGGUGGAUUCAUCAGAUGUGAGGAAUCAAAGACAGAGCUAUGCAGAAGCUUUUGUUAAGCAUCAACGUCGAUUUAAGGAUCAUCAACUGGAUGCAUGGAAAGCUGCUCUAACCCAAGUAGCUGGACUCUCUGGUUGGGAUUCAAAAGUCACCAGACCAGAAAACAGGCUUAUUGAAGAAAUUGUGAAAGAUAUUUCAAGAAAAUUGAAUUUGAAUCACUCUUUCUUGAACGAUUAUCAGGGUAUGAUUGGAAUUGAGAAGCAUAUUGAACAAAUACAAUCUUUGUUGCACCUUGAGUCAGAAGACUUUAGAGUUGUAGGAAUUUGGGGUAUGGGAGGAAUAGGCAAAACAACAAUUGCUAGAGCAAUAUAUCACAAACUGGCAACUAAUUUCAGUUCAAGGAGUAUUAUUCUAAAUGUUGGACAAGAAGUAGAAAGAGCUGGAGUAUACCAUGUGAAAAACAAAUACAUAUCAGAGCUUCUAGGGGAAGACAGCACAUCCUCUGGAUUAAGUCUCAAAAGUACAAAGGCUCUCCUUGUUCUUGAUGAUGUGAGUCAUUCAAAUCAAGUUAAAGAUUUAAUUGGAACCUGCAGUAACUUCGGGGAGGGUACUAGAAUCAUUGUGACUAGUAGAGACAUGCAGGUACUAAAGAACGCCGAAGCUAGUGAGAUAUAUGAAGUUAAAGAGAUGAGUUUUAAAGAUUCUCUACAACUCUUCAGUUUAAAUGCCUUUAAACAAAACUAUCCCGUAGAACCUUAUGUCGACUUAUCAAAAAAGGUAUUAAACUAUGCUAAAGGGGUUCCAUUAGCUCUGGAAGUUUUAGGCUCCUUGCUUUACUCCAGAAGAACAGAGGAAGCAUGGGAAAGUCAGUUAAAGAAGCUGGAAAAGCUACCCAAUGAUAACAUUUUCAAAAUGUUGAAAUUAAGUUAUGAAGGGUUGGACGAAGAAGAGAAGGAUAUAUUUCUUGACAUAGCUUGUUUCUAUAGAGGAUAUUCGGAGAAUGUUGUGGCACUAACACUGGAUAGUUGUGGUUUCUCAGCACUUAUUGGAAUGGAAGUUCUCAAAGAUAGGGGCCUUAUAUCUGUUUUAGAAGGUAGAAUUGUGAUGCACAAUCUAAUACAGGAAAUGGGACACGAAAUUGUUCGUCAACAAUGUAUCGAGGAUCCUGGAAAACGUAGUCGAUUAUGGAAGCAUGAGGAAAUUUAUAAAGUUUUAAAAAACAACAAGGGGACGGAUGCAAUCCGGUGUAUGUUUCUGAACGUAUGCAAGAUAGAAAAAGUUCAACUACAUGCUGAAACAUUCAAAAUGAUGGAUAAUCUUAGAAUGAUUGUGUUUUAUAACCCUUAUGACUUUACAAAAGACUCAAAUGUGAUCCUUCCUACGUGUCUUGAAAGUCUUCCAGAUGAUUUAAAGUUUCUUCGUUGGGAUGGCUUCCCUCAAAAAUCUUUUCCACUGGACUUUUCCCCCAAAAAUCUCGUUAAACUCGAUAUGCCACAUAGCCAUCUUACACAACUUUGGCAGGGUGAUAAGGUUUUACCAAAUUUGAAAAUACUUGACCUUCGUGGUUCUCAGGCCCUGAUUCAAAUACCAGACCUCGCUCAAUGCCCAAACAUUGAAGAAGUGAUCCUUAGUCAUUGCAAAAAGUUGGGCCAAGUUUACUCCUCUAGUUUCCUGUGCAAGCUCAAAUGUUUAUGGUUAAAUGGUUGUAUUAGCCUUAGGAGUUUACACAUUCCUAGCAAUAUUCUCCUGACAACUUCUGGAUUAAUAGUGCUCCAUGGCUGUCGCGAUCUUGAGAUGUUUUCAGUUGGUAAUGCAAAAAUGGGGGUUCAACUACACGGUCAUACGGUCAGCAGGCACAGAAACAUUUUUACUGCCCUAAAACUAAGAGAAAAGCGAUCAAGGUCCCCUUACGAGAAAUUCUCAAAUUCUUUUGACCUCUUAGAUUGUCUUAAGUUAAAUACAGAACCAAAACAUUAUAUGCAAUUACUAAAAUUAGAAGUGUUGAGAAAAGAGUCGCCCUCAUUAUUUCCGAGUCUUAAUGAGCUUUGUUGGUUAGAUCUCUCGUACUGUCAAUUCCUCUUGAGCCUUCCAACUGAAAUCUUCAAGUUAAAAUUUUUAAAAAGACUUUACCUUCGCGGUUGCUUUAACUUUGAAGAUUUUGGUGAGAUUAAGGAGACUGUAGAAAGUUUAAUGUUGCUUGUCUUAGACGAAACAGCAAUCAAGGAACUACCUUCAUCGUUGCACCAUUUGGUUGGACUUGAAGAAUUGAGCUUGCGGUAUUGUCGGAAGCUUGAGAUGAUUCCAUCUUCCAUUGGAAGUCUUGGCAAACUCAGCAAGUUAGAUCUUAUCGGUUGUGAAUCACUUGAAACUUUUCCAAGCAGUAUUUUCAAAUUGAAGUUGACAAAACUUGAUUUACAUUGUUGCUUAAUGCUGAAAACCUUCCCAGAGAUCUUGGAGCCUGCAGAAACUUUUGUUCACAUUAAUCUAACAAAAACAGCAAUAAAGGAACUGCCUUCAUCCAUGGAGUAUUUGGUCAGGCUUCAAACAUUGUGCCUGAACAUGUGCACUAAUCUGGUGUCAUUGCCAAACAGCAUUGUGAAUCUAAACUAUCUAUCUGAACUCGACUGUUCUGGCUGUCACAGUUUAACAGAAAUCCCAAAUAAUAUUGGUAGUUUCUCAUCAUUGAGGGAACUUUCACUGCAAGAAAGCAGUAUUGUGAACCUUCCUGAGAGCAUAGCUCAUCUCUCAAGUUUAAAAUCACUUGAUUUAAGUGAUUGCAAAAAUCUUGCAUGUAUGCCACCACUACCCCCAUCCUUGAACCAGUUGUUUGGGUAUGAUUGCCCCACCCUUGGAAGAAUGAUGACAAAUUCCAAAAAGGAUACCUUCAAAUUUCAUUUCUUCAAUAGUCAAGAACUGGAUGAAACUGCUUGCAGUAAUAUUGGGGCUGAAUCAUGGCUUAGGAUCACCGAGGAUGCAUAUCGGCCUUUGUUCUUCUGUUUUCCAGGGAGUGCAGUUCCUGGCUGGUUCCCUUAUCGUUGUACUGGACGUCCGGUAACCAUGAAAAGAGAUUCUCAAGAUUGGCCUAGUAAUAAUAGGCUUGUUGGUUUUGCCCUGAGUGUCGUUUUGGGACGUGUGGAUAUUGAUGAUACAAUACCGAUUUGCAGCAGCUUUACAUACACAUUAACAUAUGAAUCUGAUGGCCGGACACACAUUGUCCAUAAUUUUAACGAGAUAAACUACUAUUUCCAUACGAAGGGUCGAAGUAGGUCAGUCGUCCAAAAUCACAUAUUCAUGUGGAAAUAUCACUUGAACUUAUCAAGCAUUGGCAACAGGCUCUUAGAUGCCCACAACUUCACUUUUGGGUGCAGCAAACUUGAAUAUCUCUCAUCUUCUAAAUCAAGUGUCAUAGUGAAAGAGUAUGGAAUAUGUCCUCUUUAUAGAAAAGAAAAGGAUGAAAAUGGUGGUAAUAGUUUAAGACAUUGA
Molecule: messenger RNA, 3828 nt
Organism: Vicia faba (fava bean)
Lineage: Eukaryota; Viridiplantae; Streptophyta; Magnoliopsida; Fabales; Fabaceae
Source: the annotation of a GenBank genome assembly